Messenger RNA from Bubalus bubalis (water buffalo), 2447 nucleotides. It is a transcript of the gene PPM1A, whose product is annotated as protein phosphatase, Mg2+/Mn2+ dependent 1A. The coding region runs from base 426 to 1574 and encodes 382 amino acids. The transcript has 6 exons. Gene Ontology annotation, molecular function: magnesium ion binding; manganese ion binding; protein serine/threonine phosphatase activity. NCBI's taxonomy places the organism in Eukaryota, Metazoa, Chordata, Mammalia, Artiodactyla, Bovidae. Gene Ontology annotation, biological process: positive regulation of canonical Wnt signaling pathway; negative regulation of canonical NF-kappaB signal transduction; positive regulation of canonical NF-kappaB signal transduction. The record is from RefSeq and is a predicted model, not a curated record. Gene Ontology annotation, cellular component: cytosol; nucleus.
GCGGCGCUAGGGGCGGGAGCGCGCGCGGGAGGGAGGGAGCUGUGGUCUCGGCGCCCGCCCUGCUUGCAGCUUCGGGUGCUUCGGCGGCUGCAGCUCGGGAACCGGUGGUUGGGGAGGGGGGGUGGGGGGCGCCAGGCAGGUGGGGCGCGAAAGCUAUGACUCUUCGGCUCUUCCUCCUCCCGGACCCGCUCUCCGCCUCUCGCUCCAACGCCCGGAUGAUCUGAGCCGCGAGGGCGCCGAGAGCCGGGGGCCCGGACGCAGCCCGGCUCCUCCCCUCCUCCGCCCCCUCCCCGGCCUGACCUGGCCGGCCGCCGCCGCGGUGACCCCCCUCCCGCCCCCUCCCCGGCCGCCGUCGCCGCCGCCGCCUCGGCGGACCAGGGACUUGCCCGUCCGCGGCUGCUCCGGACCUAGAGAAUCAAGACAUAAUGGGAGCAUUUUUAGACAAACCAAAGAUGGAAAAACAUAAUGCCCAGGGGCAGGGUAAUGGGUUGCGAUAUGGGCUAAGCAGCAUGCAAGGCUGGCGAGUUGAAAUGGAGGAUGCACAUACUGCUGUGAUCGGUCUGCCGAGUGGACUUGAAACAUGGUCAUUCUUUGCUGUGUAUGAUGGGCAUGCUGGUUCUCAGGUUGCCAAAUACUGCUGUGAGCAUUUGUUAGAUCACAUCACCAAUAACCAGGAUUUUAAAGGGUCUGCAGGAGCACCUUCUGUGGAAAAUGUAAAGAAUGGAAUCAGAACAGGCUUCCUGGAGAUUGAUGAACAUAUGAGAGUUAUGUCAGAGAAGAAACAUGGUGCUGAUAGGAGUGGGUCGACAGCUGUGGGUGUCUUAAUUUCUCCUCAACACACGUAUUUCAUUAACUGUGGAGACUCAAGAGGUUUACUUUGUAGGAACAGGAAAGUUUACUUCUUCACACAAGAUCACAAACCAAGUAAUCCGCUGGAAAAAGAACGAAUUCAGAAUGCAGGUGGUUCUGUAAUGAUUCAGCGUGUGAAUGGCUCUCUGGCUGUGUCGAGGGCCCUUGGGGACUUUGAUUACAAAUGUGUCCAUGGAAAAGGUCCUACAGAGCAGCUUGUUUCACCAGAGCCUGAAGUCCAUGAUAUUGAAAGAUCUGAAGAAGACGAUCAAUUCAUUAUUCUUGCAUGUGAUGGUAUUUGGGAUGUCAUGGGAAAUGAAGAGCUCUGUGAUUUUGUAAGAUCCAGACUUGAAGUCACUGAUGACCUUGAGAAAGUUUGCAAUGAAGUAGUCGACACCUGUUUGUAUAAGGGAAGUCGAGACAACAUGAGUGUGAUAUUGAUCUGUUUUCCAAAUGCACCCAAAGUAUCGCCAGAAGCAGUGAAGAAGGAGGAAGAGUUGGACAAAUACCUGGAAAGCAGAGUAGAAGAAAUCAUAAAGAAGCAGGGGGAAGGCGUCCCUGACUUAGUCCAUGUGAUGCGCACAUUAGCGAGUGAGAACAUACCCAGCCUCCCACCAGGGGGUGAACUGGCAAGCAAGCGGAAUGUAAUUGAAGCCGUUUACAAUAGACUGAAUCCAUACAAAAAUGAUGACACCGACUCUACAUCAACUGAUGAUAUGUGGUAAAACUGCUCAUCUAGCCAUGGAGUUUACCUUCACCUCCAAAGGAGAGUACAGCUCAACUUCAUUGAACCUUUUAAACAUCCAUCCUCAACUUUAAAGAAGGGCAUAUAUGACAUGGGUGAGAAUGAUUACACCAGAGAACUUCAGCAGUACAACAGCUAGCCCAGAACUGAUUUUUUUUGUUGUUGUAAAUUUGAGACUUAUGUAAACGUGAUUUCAAACCAUAAUUCAUAUGUUGUAAAUCAGACUCCAGCAAUUUUUGUUGUAUGAUUUUGUUUUUUGUAAAGUGUAAUUGUCCUUGUACAAAAUGCUCAUAUUUAAUUAUGAACUGCUUUAAAUCACUAUCGAAGUUAUAAGAAAUAUUUGGCUUAUUGUGUGAUGCAACAGAUAUAUAGCCCUUUCAAGUCAUGUUGUGUUUGGACUUGGGGUUGGGACAGGAAGAGCAGCAGCCGUGUCAGCUAGACACUCACAUGUGCACCUGAUUAUGGAGAAUUAUUCCAAAAUAUUAUUACAAAGCUGAAUAUCCAGGGAGUUAAUUGAAAACUAUUUUAAUGUUCUUGGCAGUGGGAUUGGAAUUGUUGAUAAAGUUGAUCCCUUCAUUUAACUGUCUUUUAGGUUCUCUCCUUGUUGCCAUGAGUAUUGCAGGUAAUAGAAUAUAUUCAUAAGAAUAUCAAUCUUGGGGCUAAAAUGCCUUGAUUCUUUGCACCUCUUUUACAAGUCCUUACAUUUAAUUACUAAUUGAUAAGCAGCAGCUUCCUACAAAUAGUAGGAGACUGCCACAUUUUUGCUAUCAUGAUUGGCUGGGCCUGCUGCUGUUCCUAGUAAGAUAUUCUGAAUUCCAUUUUAUCAAUAAAGCUUGAUUUAACAAACAAGAAA